Molecule: messenger RNA, 3802 nt
Organism: Coregonus clupeaformis (lake whitefish)
Lineage: Eukaryota; Metazoa; Chordata; Actinopteri; Salmoniformes; Salmonidae
Product: perilipin-3
Exons: 7
Coding region: 1862-3286 (474 amino acids)
Biological process (GO): positive regulation of triglyceride storage; lipid storage
Cellular component (GO): lipid droplet; cytosol
Source: RefSeq, a predicted model, not a curated record
AGGAGUGUCCUGAGGGAAUACACUAAAUGUAUUGGGUAAAGUGUUAUGAAAUGUAAUGUAAUAUUUGAAAUUGUGGAUAUAACUGCCUUGGUGUUGCUGGACCCCAGGAAGAGUAGCUGCUGCCUUGGCAGCAGCUAAUGGGGAUGCUUAAUAAAUACAUAAAUACAUCAUUAAUAAGUCGUAUACCUCCACUACACUAAUUCGAUACGCAACAGUAGGGAUUAAGAAGUAAGUAUAGGCAAUGCCCACUGAAAAACAAAGUGGGUAUAGGGCGUAUACCUGCGUAUAGCCUCCACUACACCACUGGCCCUUUGUGUUUGACAAAAAGUGCACUCCGACCUACAUGAGUGCGCUGGAAUUACAGUUGCUGUCCUUUCAGCAUUACGAGCCUGUCACACACUGAAGGCCCAAUAGGCUUGACACUGUGCAAACAUGUCUAUAACAGAUAUAAAUACUGUUACAAUUUCCCCCUAUCUCCCCUAACUAAUAGUAAGCCUGCAAAUUUCCAACAAUUUCCCCCACUCUUCCCUACCUGCUAGUCAAGGAAAUUCGGACAAAGUUUGAGGAUAUUUUUCAACGAAAGUAAAGGACAGUAAAGUAGGAAUCCCAGAUUUCAAUAGGUGAUAUGAUAUUAAUAUUUCAAGAAAGGAGUGUAUAUAUUUGGCCUGGGGAAGCGGUUUUAUGCGCUGACUGAAUGGAAGCUGAUAAUUCUGAGUUUUUUUACUCCGCUGGUCUUGGCUGGUCUCGGGAAGAAAUUACAAUUCCUCACUGUCCAAGACCGAGUAAAAAUGUAUCUGACACCGAGACCAGACUCGAGACCUACAACACUGGGGCAAAUCAAAUCUGACAUUUUAAAGUGGAAAUUACAAACUUUAGAAGCCUUUUUAAACCUUGAAUACACUAUAAGUGUGCAUUUAGUGUGCAGAAAAAUUAUCAGCAACAAAAGUGACCAAAUUAAGAUCCUUCAUCUGUACCUUUUUUGACAUGGAAUAUUGAGCAGUACACAAAAAUAAGCUAUGUCCCUGUCCUCUGUGGAGGAAUAAAAUGUUCUUACCACUAGAUAGAAAAUAGUUUGUCUUGCAGAAAGAUCUCCCUGUUCCAUCAAUGGUAUAGACUGAUCAACUUCCUAAAUAUAGAAGCUCAUUUUUGUAGCAGAAAGGCCUUCAAUUUGUUGCCACCAACCAAAGCUGAAUUCAGGAUCAACUUUGGCACAUUCUUGGCCCAAACAUUCUACCAAAGUUGCUAUGUUCAAUUGUUGUCAUCCAAUUUUAAAAUGGAAUAACAAUCACAUUCAGAAUCACCAUGACAUAAUGAACAAAGUUCUGCAGGAUUUUCAUGUUCAAUUGUGAUGUCAUCAAAUAAAAAUGUUUGCCAAAAUUGUUCAGAAUCUACAUAUAAUUGGAGAAUGUUCAAACUGCCACAUCUUUAUUAUAACAACAAACAUCACAAUGAUGGCCUACAUUACUUUGGUCUGCAGUGAGAUGGGCCAGGGCCCAGAUAGACAGGUAGCAGAGGAACAAUACUGUUUGUUUGUAAUACAAGCAAUUACUGUAUCUGCCUCCAUCAUAAUGAUAUUAAUAUUUUGGCUGUGGGAGACAUAAUUGGAAACCACAAGACUUCAGUCAUCCUUGCUCAAUCCAUCUUCUGUCCAGUGAUGUGAAUCAUUCUACAAUUCUGCCCUAUCCAUUUCCAUCUUGGCUGUAUCCUGUUGUUUGACAAAUGAAGCAAACAAGCCUGGGUUGUCUUCUAACAGAUAGAUGGAGGGACAGCUAAAUAAAUCCCCUCACUGCUGUUUAGCUGGAUAAUACAUUUCUGUCUUCUGAAGCAAGUAAAAGUUCUGUCUCAUAAACCAAGUAAUUUAAUGUCAGAAAUUAAAGAAAGAUCCUGCACAAUGGCAGACAGCGGGAAGACUGAUGAGCCCAGUGCAGCAGCCACAGCCCAGCCAGCUAAUGGAGACCAGCAGAGUGUUGUGUCCCGUGUGGGUAGCAUCCCCCUGGUGAGCUCUGCAUGUGGUGUAGUGUCCAACGCCUACAGCAGCACUAAGGACAGCGUUCCCCUUCUGAAGGGGGUCAUGAAUGCUGCCGAGAGCGGGGUGCGCACCCUGGGGGCAGCCGCCACCACCGGCUCCAAGCCACUCCUGGACAGACUGGAGCCACAGAUUUCUGUGGUGAAUCAAUAUGCCAUGAUGGGACUGGACAAGGUGGAAAAACUGAAAAUCCUCCAGCAGCCAGCUGACAAGCUGGUUUUAGACACAAUGGGCAUGAUGUACCAGUCUGUGAGCGGGGCAAAGGAGGCCAUGACUGGGGCUGUAUUUGGGGCAAAGGAGUCGAUGACUGGGGCUGUGACCGGGGCCAAGGAAACCAUGGCUGGGGCCAAGGAGACCAUGACUGGGGCUAUGAUGGCUGCAGUGUUUGGUGGUGUGGAGAUGACCCAAGCAGCAGCCAGUGGAUGGUUCAGCUCAUUCAUGGGGACCAGUGUGGGCCAGAUGGUCAGCAGUGGGGUGGGCCUGGCCCUCAGCCACUCUGAGAACUUGGUGGACCAGAUCCUGCCUCUCAGCGACAGAGAGCUGGCUGCUUUGGCUGAGCCUGCAACAGGGGAGGUGGCUACUGCACCAGUGGUGGGCUCUAGCCCAUCUAGCCCCAGCUACUUUGUCCGUCUUGGCAAGCUGUCCUCCAAGGUGCAGGAGCGGGCCCUGGAGCAGUCCCUGGUGAGAGCCCGGCGCGCCAGAGACACCACAUAUGCCACCAUAACCCAGAUCACCAGCACCCUGGACCUGCUGGAGAACGCCCGCUCCACCCUGGCUGCUGCCAACCACCAGCUGGGAGGGGCACCAGAGCAGCUGCUGCAGCACUGGAAGGAGUGGCAGGAGAAACAGCCUAAAGAUGGACAAGUAGAUGGCGGGAUGAUGGAUGGUCCCAAAGACCAGACUGCGUUGGAGUGGCGAACCCUCUCGAUGGUGCGUGGUCUCAGUGACCAGUUGCGGUCUGCCUGCUCUGGUGUGGUGUCCAGCGCCCAGGGCCUGCCCAGUGUGGUCCAGGACCAGCUGGCAAAUGCACAGAAAGCAGCUGAAGAACUGCACUCCUCCCUGGGCAACACUAGCACCCUCACACCCCCCCUCCUGGAGCAGACCCGUCAUCAUCUAACACAGGUGCGACAUUCUCUGGAUGGCGUCAUGGAGUAUCUGCUCAAUAACACUCCUCUCAACUGGCUGGUGGGACCCUUUGCACCCCAGCUCACUGAGAAGGGGGAGGACAGGCAGGCCGUGGAUAAGGGCCGUCAGACCUAGGCUUGGUUGGACCGACAGGUUGGAGUAGAUUACUUCAAAAAGGCUUGCGCUUUUCGUCUACUUUCAUGUUGCUGACAUGGUUUGUACAUUUUUUUGUACAGUGCAGUAAAUUAUGCGCUUUCUAAGCACUUACUGCACACACUUGUGAGUCUAUAAAUUAUGCUGAUGAUAACAUGGUACAUACAUACAAAAAUCACAAUACUGUGUUGUAUAUUCUCCAGAAGGGGAUGACCACUAAAACAGCCAUAUUUGUGCUGUAGAUCACACUCCAAUCUGUGAAUGUUAAGGAACCAUUUAAAACAAACUGUAAUUUUGUUUUUCUGUAACACUAACUGUAUGAAAUGCAAUAUAAACCCCAUGUGACUGAAAUGUAAUCCUCAAAAAUAUACAAAAAGGGGUCAUGACAAAUUGGUGUGUGACAUUUAUGUGCUCUCCUCUGUAUGUAUAAGCUCCAGAAGGGUCUCUUGCUGUUGUUCUUGAUUGCGAAUACAGUCAAUAAAGUAAUGUUGGCUCUCC